Sus scrofa (pig) is the source of this 4494-nucleotide messenger RNA. RefSeq names its product leucine rich repeat, Ig-like and transmembrane domains 1 (gene LRIT1). NCBI's taxonomy places the organism in Eukaryota, Metazoa, Chordata, Mammalia, Artiodactyla, Suidae. Gene Ontology annotation, molecular function: protein binding. The record is from RefSeq and is a predicted model, not a curated record. Gene Ontology annotation, cellular component: endoplasmic reticulum membrane.
UGCCCGGGCUACAGAGGAGCCAGGAGCCAUGAGGGUGGCAGUGGGUCUCCUCUGGCUCCUGGCCCUCGGAGGGCCCUCCCAGGCCGGGAGCACCUGCCCCUCUCAGUGCAGCUGCAGUCUCCAUGUCCUGGGUGAUGGCAGCAAAGCCAGGACUGUGGUGUGCAACGACCCUGACAUGACGCUGCCCCCUGCGUCCGUCCCUCCGGACACCUCCAGACUGCGCCUGGAGCGUACCGCCAUUCGCAGGGUGCCCGGAGAGUCCUUCAAGGUGCUGAGUCGCCUGGAGCAGCUGUGGCUGCCCUACAACGCUCUCUGCGAGCUCAGCGCCCUGAUGCUGAAGGGCUUGCGCCGCCUGCGCGAGCUGCGCAUGCCCGGGAACCGCCUGGCCACCUUCCCCUGGGCAGCGCUCAGGGACGCCCCCCAGCUGCGGCUUCUGGAUCUGCAGGCCAACCGCCUUUCGGCUGUGCCGCCGGAGGCCGCGCGUUUCCUGGGGAACCUGACUUUCCUUGACCUCUCCAGUAACCAGCUGUUGAGGCUCCCGCAGGAGCUGCUCGUCACCUGGGCUCACCUGCAGACGGGGCCCUUCCUUCCCGGCCACCACGCCAGGCUGGUCCUAGGGCUGCAGGACAACCCCUGGGUGUGUGACUGCCGACUCUAUGACCUGGUCAGUUUCCUGGAAGGCUGGGCCCCAAAUCUGGCUUUCAUAGAAGCCAGGCUGAAGUGUGCCAGCCCGCGCAGCCUGGCCGGAGUGGCCUUCAGCCAGCUGGAACUGAGGAAGUGCCAGAGUCCUGAGCUCCGUCCGGGGGUGGCCAGCAUCAAGUCCCCUUUGGGCACCGCAGUGUUGCUACGUUGUGGGGCCACUGGGGUCCCUGGGCCUGAGAUGAGCUGGACUAGGGCCAAUGGGCACCCAGUCAACGGCACAGUUCACCAGGAGGUCUCCAGUGACGGCACAAGCUGGACUCUGCUGGGCCUGCCUGCCGUGUCUCACCUGGACUCCGGAGACUACAUCUGCCAGGCCAAGAACUUCCUGGGAGCCUCUGAGACUCUUAUCUCCUUGGUGGUCACUGAGCCCCAGACAUCCACGGAGCACAGCAGGAGCCCAGGGGUGCUGUGGGCGAGGCCGAUUGAGGGGGCGGAAGCUGCCGCAUAUAACAAAAUGGUGGCCAGGCAUGUCCCCCACAUCCCUGAGCUUGUCCCAGCCACCGGGCCCCCUGUGCCCAACACAAAGGAGCAACUGACCCUCCAGCAUCUCCAGUUGGGGGCCCCAGGAGACCACUUGGAUGUGCAGGCUGGACCCCAGGAGGCCCUCAUGGUGAGAUCUCUCAAGGUGGUGGGGGACACCUAUCAGAGCGUGACCUUGGUGUGGAAGGCCCCCCAGGUUGGGAACACAACUACUUUCAGUGUCCUCUACACAGUCUUUGGGCAGCGUGACAUGCAGCGGGUGGUUGUGCAGCCUGGGAAGACCACUGUCACCAUCCGUGGGCUGGUGCCCAAGAUCAAGUACGUGGCAUGUGUCUGCGUGCAGGGCUUGGUGCCCCGGAAGGAGCAGUGCAUCAUCUUCUCCACAGACGAGGUGGCGGAUGCUGAGGCCACUCAGCGGCUCAUCAACGUGGUGGUGAUCAGCGUGGCCGCUGUCAUCGCCCUGCCUCUCACACUGCUAGUCUGCUGCAGUGCUCUCCGGAGGCGCUGGCACAAGUGCCGCACCAGUGGCUCCACUGAGGCCACAGGUGCCUACGUCAACCUGGAGAGGCUGGGCCACAGUGAGGACGGCUCCGAGGAACUGUCCCAGCACAGCCUCAGCGAGGCUGACAGGCUCCUCUCUGCCCGUUCCAGCCUAGACUCUCAGGCUUUGGGGGUCAGAGGGGGUAGACGGAUCAACGAGUACUUCUGCUGAGGGCUGUGCUCCCCCUAAGCACACAGAUGCCUAAACCUGCUCCCCCUCUUCCGCUCCCACAGCUCACUGACACCCGAGUCCAUGUUCACCCACUCUUACCCAGUUGGGUACAUGCUUACUCACAUAUUUAUACACAACAGCUAAUGCUUAUAUAAGCACUUACUAUGUGCCAGGAAGUAUUUUAAGUGCUUUAUAUACAUUAACUCAUUUAAUUCUCAUGACAACUCUUUGUAGCAGGCACCAGUCUUCUCCCCUCUUACCUGGAUAGGGAACAGGGGGAGUAAGUAACUUGCCUGAAUCAGUCAGUUUUUGCUGUGUAACAAAGGCAAAAAUCACAGUGAUAUGUAGCAACAACUGCUUAUUUUCACAUAACCCACAGGUGAGUGGGUUGACUGGGGUGGCUUUGCUCCAUGUGUCCUAUUUGGGCCCAGGAUGGAGAGUCAGUGGCUUCCUGGGGCAGGCUUCCUUCAUGGAUGUGUCAGAUGUUAUCAGAGAAAUGAGUAAAACAUGCAAUGCCUCUUAAGCUCUUAAUGCUGCCAUUUCUGCCCAUACUCUACCUGCCAAAGCAAGUCUCAUGGCCAAAACUAAAUUUUAACAGGGCAGGAAAGGACUGUUCUCCCAUGGAGGUGAUGGUGAGGCAGGAUAUAUUUUGCUAUGCAGUGAUCUACCCUUUAUUGCCCACAAGUACAUAGCUAAGAAUUGGCGGAUCUAGAAUUUGGACCACACAUUUGGUUCCAGAACUGAUUAGUCCUUACUACCCUCCUAUAUUGCGUCUUUUUUUUUUCUUGGCCACACCCACUGCAUGUGGAAGUACCUGGGCCAGGGAUCAAACCCAUGUCACAGCAGCAACUCAAGCCACUGCAUUGGGAUUCUCAACCGGUUGCACCACCAGGGAACUCUUCUGUAGGUGCAUUUUGAUUACACUUAUGUUAACUUGUAGACAUUCACACAAUCUCUUUAUGCACUUGCCACAUUUGUACAAUCUCUUUAUGCACUUGCCACAUUUGUACAGUCACACACAUACACACACAAAGACACAUACCAUCCCCUCCCUGUGUACACUUAGAGAUUCUAACAUUUUUUCCCUCUGGGUGCAAUCCUACCUAGAGGUAAUCAUUUGAUCUUCAGUACAACCUGAGGGUUGGAUGAUGCCCAAGAGACUACUGCUCAUUUACUUUCAUAAUGUAAGGCUGGUGGGAUCUGAGAGUCCCUCUGUGGCCUUUGGCCCAGUACAACCAAUGCUGUCUGGCACAUGGCUCAUCUCUGGUCUCAUGUAGCAGCCUUUGUGAUUCCAACUGAAACGUACCUGGAUUCCUGAGGGUGUUUUGGAGCCUUCUGGGUCUCUCAGCAAAACACUUCAAAGGAGGAUUCCAGUUCAUUUUGCUUAAAUCUAGGACAUCUCUGAGAUGUCUCUGUGCCCCAAAGAGGGUGAACAUUCCCAGAUGAAGGGCUGAUGUUCUAUCUUGUCUGCAGGGCUGAAUUCUAAGGAAGACAGGGUGUUUGGUGCCAAGGCCUUUGGGUAACAACUGAGGAAAUCUGUGGACAGAAAGUGAUGCAAGAAAGCUAUUUUGCUAGUAUCACCUAAGAGACUCCAUAUCGUCUUGAAUAUUUGCUAAAUAUAAAAACCAGGGUGAUGCAGUGGUUUCUAAAAUUACUAUACUUUUAUAAAAGACUUUACAACAUAUUUUCUUGUUUCCUCUCAUUUGAUCCUCACAACAACCUGUUAGGGAGGUUCAACUACUUGAUUUUACAGAUGAGAAAACUGAAGCCAAAAUAGCUGAAUGAUUUAUGAAGGAUAGUGAUGGAUUUUCUUGGAGGAUCUAAAUCUUUGAUAACAUUCUGGCCAGGAUGAGGGUCUUUGUGCUCAUGAAUAUUCAGUGUUGACCUCUGCAGUGUGACCCACAGCAGGUUUACUAUGGAGUUUUUCAAGAUGCUGAAACCUGGGAUCAGAACCACGAGAGCACCAGUGCACAUGAACUUGGGAUUUCCACAUGUGGAUAUUUCCUGCCUAUCACCUAGAGGGAAUAUCUGACUAUAACUUAGGGGUCAUUGCUAUUGGUUAGAGGACUUAUUUGGUUGGAAGAUGGCAAAGCCACAGUCCACAUCACAGGUUAGCAAACUUUUUUUCUGUGAAGAAAACAAGAUAUGUAAAACUUUAGGUUCUGUUACUGCGGCUCAACUUGGUUGAUGCUGUGUGAAGGCAGCCAUAGACAAUAUGUAAAUUAAUAAGCAUGGAUGAGUUCAAUAAAAUGUUCUUUACAAAAACAGAUGGCAGGCUGGAUUUGGCUCACAGGCUAUAAUUUGCCAACCCCUGAUCUAGAUGUUUAAAGGCAUUUCUGCUACGUCUUAUGAGACUCAAGACUCAACUGUGAUUGUUUGACAUAUGAGAUUGACAGGCACUCCCCAAAUCAAAACAAAUCUAAAUACAGUUGACAAAAGCAACCAUCUGUUGAAGUGAUAAAGAUGUUUUCUUUAAAUGAUUGGCUGAGCCGAUCAAGACUGAACUCAACUCACAUAUAGUUUUAUUGAAGCUUGUUUAAAGAAAAAUCAGGAACUUGAAGGUAAGAAUGUGUAAGUAUUUAUUCAGCAUUGCAUGUGUG